Messenger RNA from Rubroshorea leprosula, 591 nucleotides. The record is from the annotation of a GenBank genome assembly. Lineage: Eukaryota; Viridiplantae; Streptophyta; Magnoliopsida; Malvales; Dipterocarpaceae.
GAUCCUCUAUACUUUUGCCUAAACUUAAUCCCCCUCUAAUCCCAUUGAUUUCUUCUUCUUCGCCAAAUCUUCCUCCAUCAAAGCCCUCAAAUCUUCACUAAUUUGCCCCCAUUUUCUUCCCCCUUCUGUCUUCACUAAUUUGUCACGAACCUAGGCGUGACUUGGGUUCAUCGCGCCUGAGUUCAUCUUGGGUUCGCGACGAACCCAAAGCACGCCUGGGUGGUUCUGGGUGGUUCGUCCUGGGUUCUUCUCAAACCCAGGAUGAACCCGGCUCACAAGACUAGGCUGUCAAAGAACCCAGCUUGCGCCUGGGUUCAUCGCAAACCUAAGCGCACGCUGGCGUGCGGAAGGAUGGUGAAUUCGGUGAAUGAUGCGGUAGGGCUGCUGUGGAUAGGGAACUGGCAUGUGUGCCAGAUGGCGGUGGAGACUGUUCUCCUUGGCGGAACCCUCUGGCCGUUGUCGGAGUUGAUGGUUUCUCCACCAGCAUCUGAUGAAACUUUGGAAGCAACCUAGGAAGUGACAGAGCGACACUUCAUCCGGUGUUACAGUCUGCUUGGAUAGUGGGUGAUGCACUAAAAUCACCCUAGCAAG